AUGGUGUUUCUAAAAUAUUAACUUUCUCUUGGGGAUAUGCUUUCCUCAGUACAAUUAGAUAAAAAAAUUUAAACUUACAACUUUAAAGCAGACAUUAAUGAGUAUAAUUUAGAUACUUGUUUUGAUUAUGGAUUGUGGAGUCGAUAUACUCCUCUCAGUAACAUAAAUCAACUUGGACUGGUGGGUAUUUUUGAUAGUAAUUGUUUUCACCUUCACAGUGCUUUGGAAUAUUCAAAUGAAAGGUUAAAUUUUAUAGUUUAUGAUUGUCUUGAUUAUGACACAAUGACAAUCUAAAGAAAUGUUUAAUUUAUUAGUGAUGAUAAUAAGCUAUAUAAAUAUCAAAUAUCAAUAAAUAAGCAAGAAUAUGAAUUUUAUUGGCAUUAUUUUACAAUUAUUGUAUGGCCAUUAUAAAAUAAAAUGGAGCUAAUAUUAAUUUAACAUCCUAUAAUAUUACUAUAAGAAGAAAUAAGUAUUUAAUUUCCAUUUAUUGACGUAAAUUUAAUAUUGAGAUUUGGGGGUGGAUUAAUUGUAAACGAUUCAAAAGAUCAGGUUCUAAAAUUAGAUACAAUGUACUUUUCAUAUCUACCAGGAAUUAUGUAUUUGCAUCCUUUAGGUAUACAAGAUGAGAAGUUUGGUUUGAAGUUUGUUUAAGACGCAAUUGACUUAUUCAAUUACCCUUCUAAUUAAAUUUGCAAAUGCACUAUGAACAAAAAUAAAAACUUAUAAGAUUAGGAUAUGUUUUGGAUGGAUCAUAAUUUAUUUGCCUCCUAAUAAAAUAAUUGCGAUUCUUUUGUUUUUUCGACUUGGAUUAAAAUAGAUAAAAUCUUUUAAGUUGACUAAGCCUUUUUAUACUAAUUUAUUAAAAUUUCGGCUAAUUUCGAGAAUACUUAGUUAACUAAUGAAUAUUUAUCACCUUUUCAACUCUUUUAUAGGAUUUCUUCCUUAUAAAAUCAAUUAAUAUAUACCACAUAUAGCUUUACAUUUCCAUCCGUUUCAAUGGAUUUUCUUAAGGAAAGCUUUUUAAUUCAGAAAGAGUUCGAUAUAAUAAAUGAAAUUUAUGCAUGGCAAUAUUUGUUAGUUUCUUUAAAGGAAAAUGCAAUGUCAAUAUCAUUAACUUUUUAUUAAGAUUUUCACCAAUAUAACUAUAAAGUCGAUAUUGUAGUGAAUUAAUUCCAUUUCAUUCAAUUUAAGCUCCAAUAUGGAAAUAUUCUCCAAUUAGCUUCAAAUUAUUUAGACAUUAAGAUUAGAGAUAUGAAAUUUCUAAAUUGCUUUCUAACAGCUAUGCCAUAAAGAAGUUGUCAUUCUAGUUGCAAAGAUUGUGAUGGACCUACAAAAAAUGAUUGCUUAUCAUGUUCAGAGUAAUCCAAGAGGAUUUAUCUACCAGAAUAUAAGUCCUGUAUUUGCCCUUAUGAUAUGAUUGACGCUUAAGUAUGCAAGGAUUAUGAAGAUUUACAUUUUUAAUUAUAGUUUCAUGAUGAUGAUUAUAAAUAAAAAUGCCAAUACGGAUACUUCGAAGUAGAAAAUACUUGCUUAAAAUGGUAAAUAUAACACUAUAUAUAGCCCUUCAAUUAUAAAACAUAAUAUGAUCACUUGUUUAGAAUGUAUAGAAAAUCCUUAAACUUGGAGUUUGGAUCCAUAUUGCUUUACUAAUUUAUAUUUAGAUGACACAGGAAGACCAGUAUAAUAUUUUGAGGAUAGUAUUAAGACUUAUUACAUAUAUUAUGAUGCUGAUUUAAAUGCAUGCAAUUCUUGUGUUUCUGGAUCUAUGAAAGACAUAGAUUUCAUUUAUAAUAUUUAUACAUCCUUGAACCAAUUGGUGUUGAUGUUUUGCAAUCAAUAAACAACAACAAAAUGUAUUUCCUGUAAUAUUGAGAACUGUAAUCAAUGUGGAACUUUAUUAACAGGAAACUCUUGUUUGUAUUGGGUUUUUCCGGAAGCAAAGAUUGAUGGAGCUUGUAUCUUAGAUCCAAUAGGUUAUAGAACAAUUUGGAUUUGUCAGAGUCCUUAUUAUAUAUCAUCCCAAAAAAAAUGUGAAGAAUGCCCUAUUGAUAACUGUGUAUAUUGUUUUGAGUACUACAAUAAUGAUCUAUCGAAAAGUACACUUUAUAAUGAUUUUGCUUCUUUUCCUAUUAAUGAAUAUCAUAAAAUCGGUUGUGCUCUAUGUAAUUCUGGAUAUAAAUUUGAUUUUACAAUUGACAAAUGCAUUUAUUAACAGCCAUCCUUAUAAAAUUGUUUAAGAUCAUAUAUAAACAUGGAAGGUUCUGAAAUUUGCACCUUAUCUUAAGUUGAAGAUUUUAAAAUUGCUCCUGAAAUUAUCAACUGUUAAUACCAUAUUCCUAACUGCAUCUAAUGUCUAUUAACUCCUCUACAAGUGCUGAUUUGCACACUCUGUGAUGUCGGUUAUCAAACAGAUUCAAUAUCUGGUCAUUGUUAAUUAUGCAACAUUGAACAUGCAGAAAUAUGUAUAUAAGCCAAUAUAGGACUAGAAAAUGGUUGGAAUCAACUUAUAAAGAGCUUCAUACUACAAUUCUUACCUGAUAAGUAUUAUUGUCCCUUUGCUGUUUCGCGUAACACAAUUAGUGUAGUAUUAAAGUGUAAGAAUGGUUUUCAAACCUUCGCUAAAUCUCUUUCAGCAUGUAUGGAGUAUUGUGAUUCCAGUUGUCUAGAGUGCUUCGAAGAUUAAUAAUAACAUAGCUUUGCAUGUGGAAAAUGUUAGCGAAAUUAUUAUUAACAGCCUAUGCUAGUGGAAAAUAAAGGAAAAUGUCAAGUCUGUCCUCCAUUAUGUGAAAUUUGCAAACCUAGAUCAAAAAUUGAGAUUUAAGUAUUUAAUUAUCAAUUAUAAAAUAGACAAUAAACUCUAAUUAUUAAAUUACUGAUUCUAAUGCCAUUUAUACUUACCAAUGCAUCAAACCUGUUUCAAAUCCAAAUAUUAGAAUUAAUCCUUAUUUAAAGGUUGCACAAUACUGUUAUCAAGAACAUUGCAAAUACAGUUUAUUGUUUGAAGUAAUUAAACUAUUUUUAUUAGAUCCUUUAAACAAGUGAUCCUGGUGUUUUGAACAUAUUGGUCCCUAUAGCUCCCAAUUAUUUUGAAAAGUAAGUAGAUGUAGAAUUUUGUAACAGAAUUGGUCUAUAAAAUUUAAUCAUACAUCAUAAAUAUUUAAUAGAAAAAAAAGUUAUUUAUUUUUAUCCGAUUCAACCUAAUUUUUAAGGAAUGAGUUUAAAAACCAUAUCUUUACCUUAUAGAAAGUACAUCUAAUUUAUUAAGGCUAUGAUAAAUCUUAAAAUAAUUACUAGCCUCUUUUAUUUAUAUAGAACUUUGAUAAAGUGGAGAUUCUGAGAAUGAAAUUUAUUAUUGAAAAUGAAUUUGUAUUAACUCUUCAUAAUGACAAUAAUUUUAUUGAUGUGAGAUUUACUGAUAUUAUUAUAAGUUAAUAAGAACCGAGCAAGUCAAAAUUAGCAAUUACUUCAACAGGCUUUCAUAACUUUGAAUUUUAAAAUGUAUCAAUAAGGAACUUUGAUGCAUCUGAUUCUGUUGUAUUUGAUAUGAAAUUAGAAUCAAAAGGGGAAGAUAUUAUUAUUAAUAAUUUUUCAAUUAUCAAUUGCACAAUCUUGAAUUCAGUUAUAUUCAAUUUUGCUAACAAUACAAGAAAGAUAAUUAUUGAAAAUUUAAUAUUGCAAUCCUCUAAAUUUGUUAAUUCCAAAUUUCUAAACUUAACUCUCUUGCUAUUAGAUAAUAUAGAGAUAAGAAUUAAAAAUGUAUAAAUCAACCUAUGUAACUUCAAUAACUUUAAUUUUUUAAAUAGCAUUGGAUCCUCUAAAUUUGAUCUUCAAAAUAUAUCAUUUAGUUAUAAUACAUUUUAGGAAUCCACUUUUAUUAUAAUAUUUUCAUAAAUCAUAUUAAGGGAUGUAUUUCUAAUGAAUAACAAAUUUACUAAUGGGUCGUUUCUGAUUGCUGACUAUUAAUUAGACUAAUUUAUUAAUUCUUCAAUGGAAAAUAUACUUGUAGGUCAAAAUCAAUUCGCAAAUUUCAGUUUAUUAACAUUAUUUUCAAAAUUGCUAAACUAUUAAUAAUAUCUGGAUGUUAAAAAACUUUGUUUUGUUUGA
This is a messenger RNA of Paramecium octaurelia, 4104 nucleotides long. Lineage: Eukaryota; Ciliophora; Oligohymenophorea; Peniculida; Parameciidae. The record is from the annotation of a GenBank genome assembly.